GAUAAUAUUUCAUAGUAUUUCUGUUGAAGCAGAUGGGCAGGUUUAAGGCGAACGUUCUUUUAACAUGUGAAUUUGCACCGAACUCCAGUGCAGCGGGACAUGACCUACACAUCAUCUUUAUAUUCCACUUACUCACUUUGCAAAUGUUUGAUGAAUCAAAAUCAAGAAAUAUCUCUUCUUGCAGAUUUUGCUUCUUCCUAGCCUUCUUAUCGAUAUAUAGGAAACUCUUAGUCUGACAGUGUAGCUUAAAUUACUAUCCCAUUCCACACCACUGUAUAAUUUGAAACCUCGCAAAACUCAGACGGAGCUCUAAAUGGAUUCUUCGGACAUAGUCAUAACCUUGUUUCUUAUCUUUCUCAGCUUCCCAAAUUCUGUUUUCCCUCUACAUGAAAAGCCAGUACCUGAAGCAGACCGACAAGGACUGCUAGCAUUUAAGAAAGGUGUAAUUUUUGAUCCUGAAAACUAUCUAAACAAUUGGAAUGAUACAACUCACAUAUGCCAAUGGAAUGGAGUUAGUUGCAGUAACAGCAGCGAAAGGGUGAUUUCACUUUAUCUCAAGAAUAAGUCUCUUCAGGGAACAAUAUCACCAUUUCUCGGUAAUCUUUCUUCCCUUUGGCAGCUUGAUCUGUCAGAAAACUCACUUCACGGAUCGAUUCCAAUUGAACUUGGAUUGAUGACCAGCUUAGAAGAAUUUAGUAUCCGUUCAAACCAGAUUCAAAAUGAAGUACCCCAGAGUUUUGGCCUGCUAAAAAAACUUCGAUACAUCGAUCUAAGCUUAAAUAAGCUAGGAGGGAGACUUCCACAUUCUCUGUUCCACAAUUGUACUUCAUUGGAAUAUAUAGACCUUUCUGAGAAUAAAUUCCUUGGUUAUAUCCCUUCAAAUGUAGGAAACCAUCUGAAAUAUCUCGAGACACUGUUUCUCUAUCUCAACCAACUGAUUGGGAUUAUUCCAACCUCUUUGUCCAAUUCGUCUCACUUGAAGGAACUCGAUUUAGGAUCCAAUUUUCUUACUGGUGCUUUGCCGUCAAAGAUUGUACAGCAAAUGCCUUUGUUGGAGAUACUAAAUCUUUCAGGUAACAAUCUCGAGAGUAACGAUGGCAACACAAAUCUCACUCCUUUCCUCACUACCAUUGCAAAUCUUACUCAUUUGAGAGAGCUUCAACUAGCUGAGAACAUGCUCAGAGGUGAAUUUCCUUCGCGAAUCAGCCAGUUCAAUAACAAUCUUUCGCUAAUUCAUCUUGAAGAGAACUUUUUACAUGGUUCAAUUCCGUCAUAUAUAGCUAAUUUCUCUAGUCUCACGCUAUUGAAUUUGUCUAGCAACCUCUUACAUGGAAGAAUUCCUUCAGAAAUAAGUCAUCUUGCAAAGCUAGAAAGGCUGUUUUUGUCAAAUAACUCAUUAGAGGGUGAUAUUCCAUCUGUGCUUGGUGACCUGCGUCAUUUGGGAUUGUUAGAUCUCUCGAGAAACAAACUCUCUGGUCCAAUCCCAUCAUCUCUGGCAAAUCUAACACUGCUGAGAGAACUCUACCUCCACCAUAAUUCCCUCUCGGACACUAUACCUUCAACCUUAGGAGGAUGCAUAAGUUUAGAUAUUCUUGACUUCUCUUAUAACAAGCUAAAUGGAAAAAUACCAGCAGAAGUUGCAGGGUUGAGAGAUAUUGGAAUUUACUUCAAUCUUUCAAACAAUUUACUAAGUGGCGAAUUGCCAACGGCGUUGAGCAAAAUGGAAAUGAUUAAUGCCAUAGAUCUUUCUUCCAACAAUUUCAAAGGUGAGAUUCCACCAAAUUUGCUCAACUGCGAAGCGGCCGAGUUGAUAAAUCUUUCUCACAAUGCUCUCCAAGGCUCGAUUCCUGCUUCAUUGGGAAAUCUGUUGAACCUUAAAAUCUUGGAUCUCUCACAUAAUUCUCUUUCAGGCCAAAUUCCAGAGUCAUUCAGUGAAUCCACGAGUUUAGUGCAGAUAAAUCUUUCGUUUAAUAACUUAAGUGGAUUACUUCCACGAGGUCGUCUCUUUAAUUCCUUGAGAUUUGAAUCAUUUCAGGGCAACAAACAUCUCUGCCUCCAGUUAACUGACUUCCAGAGUUGCCUCCAAAAUAGAGAAUCCAAACUACAUUCUCUCAAAUUCUUGAUCUUGGUUGUCACCGUUCUCUCUACGUCUGUCUUCUUUCUCACUCUUUUUUUCGGCUUAAUCUUCAAGACGAUAAAAGGUUUUACAACUAGAAGCUCAAACAAGAUCAGGAAUAAUUUCACACUCUCCUUAACAUUGCCCCAUCCAAGAGUAACUUAUAGAGAAAUUCUAGAGGCAACAUAUGGUUUCGAGCAAAGUCAAUUAAUUGGGUUUGGGAGCUCCGGGUACGUUUACAAAGGGAUUUUAAGAGAUAACACCGUCGUGGCAGUUAAAGUUCUAAGAUUUCAGCCAGGAAGUUCUACCAAGAUCUUCGAUAGAGAAUGCCAAAUGCUGAAACGGAUUAGACACCGAAACCUAAUGAGAAUUAUAACUGCCUGCAGCCUUCCUGACUUCAAAGCUUUGGUUCUUCCAUUCAUGGCUAAUGGAAGCUUAGACAGUCACCUUUACCCAACAUCACAAAGUGUGGGUUCUCCGUUGGACCUAAGCUUGAUUAUUAGAGUGAAUAUAUGUAGUGACGUAGCCGAAGGAUUAUCUUACUUGCACCAUCAUUCUCCCGUUAAAGUCAUUCACCGUGAUUUGAAGCCCAGCAACAUCCUCCUUAACAAUGACAUGACUGCAUUUGUCUCGGAUUUUGGAAUCGCAAGGUUAGUUAAAACAGUUGAGGAAGUAAAUUUACCAAAUGAAGAUACUUCUAGCUCGACCAUUAACUUAGUGUGUGGCUCGAUUGGGUAUAUUGCACCAGAAUAUGGACAGGGAAGAAGUGCAUCAACAAAGGGUGAUGUUUACAGCUUCGGAAUUUUACUUUUGGAAAUAAUAACCAGAAAGAGACCAACAAAUGAACUGUUUAAGGAAGGAAUGAACUUGACACAAUGGGUAAAGAACCAUUACCAUGGAAAGCUAGGGGAGAUUAUUGAUCAAACACUACUGAUAGCUGCAAGCGACCAGAGUUCCGAAGUUAAGAACAUGUGGGAGGUCGCAAUUAUUGAAUUAAUUGAACUAGGUCUUCUUUGCACACAAGAAAAUCCUUCUACAAGACCUACUAUGUUAGACGCUGCAGAUGAUUUGGACAGACUCAAACGGUUUCUCGCUGGUGAUACUACAAUGACAUUUAUACCAUCUAUAGGAAUUUCAUUAUCUAGCGCCAUAGGAGGAAACACAGAGUAGGUCUCAAAGAGAGAGAGAGAG
Papaver somniferum (opium poppy) is the source of this 3307-nucleotide messenger RNA. RefSeq names its product putative leucine-rich repeat receptor-like serine/threonine-protein kinase At2g24130. NCBI's taxonomy places the organism in Eukaryota, Viridiplantae, Streptophyta, Magnoliopsida, Ranunculales, Papaveraceae. The transcript is spliced from 2 exons. Gene Ontology annotation, biological process: protein phosphorylation. The record is from RefSeq and is a predicted model, not a curated record. The coding region runs from base 314 to 3286 and encodes 990 amino acids. Gene Ontology annotation, molecular function: protein binding; ATP binding; protein kinase activity.